AAGUGAAUGUCAAUGUCUGUCUGAUUCUUGUUGACGAAGCUGACGUGACGAGUAACGACAUAUACACCUGAUAUUUUUGAUAUAUCAAAACUUUCCACGACACUUCCUCCUUCAGGCUUCAACCAUUUAGUAUUAGUACACCCUAUUUAAAAUGUGGAACUCAGGUGGUAAAGGUUCCUCAAGUGAUAUCGUCAAUAGGCAAAAACAGUGCCAUAUAAAAGCAUUCGAAUUAAUCUCGCGAGCCCUGGAACUUGACGAACGAAAUUUUAAUGAAGAUAAGGCUGUAGCAAUCGAAUUAUAUUCUGAAGGUAUAAAAGAAUUGGAAUCUGGAAUCAGCAUUGAAAUAAAAGGAAUAGGAGAAGCAUAUGAAAGUGCCAAGAGAUUACAAAUGAAGAUGAGAACCAAUUUGGAAAUGGCGAGAGAUCGCCUACAUUUUUUAAGUGGCAUGAGUGACUUACAGCACUUACCUUUGUGUGAUCCGGAGGACGAAGUUUUACCUUUUGAAUUUGUACCUGCUCGCGGAAAUACUGAAGAAAGCAAUCGCAAAGUUUCUGACCAAUCAAGAGCCUUGCCGACCUCACGUCCUUCCGGUAUUGCCGUAGCACGAUCUGCGACUACGACCCGAAAGAAUGUCGUAACUCCAAUUCGUAGAACUGCUACUUUAAAAUCCAAUAUCACUCCUGUUGCUCAAGUAACCAACAAUAAGGGCAGUCCGAAUGCAAAAGGAACAGUCACCAGAUCGAAUGCCACCACUUCCGUUACCGCCAAAACAACUCCUGUUAGGUUGCCGGUUGCCGCAGCUAACCGUCGCCCCACACCUAUUUCUAGUACUACACCGAAUAAAGCCCCGUCCUCAUCCGUAGGCAAGCCGACCUUAAAAGCAUCUGGUAUCAAAGGUGUUGAAUCAAAGUUAGCAUCUUUAAUUCUGGAUGAAAUUGUCGACGGCGGUGCUGGAGUUUCUUUUGAUGACAUUGCAGGUUUGGAGCAAGCCAAGCAAGCUCUACAAGAGAUUGUGAUUCUUCCUUCCCUAAGACCUGAACUCUUUACAGGACUUCGCUCACCUGCUCGAGGACUUCUCCUUUUUGGUCCCCCUGGUAAUGGGAAAACGCUGCUGGCUCGCGCUGUCGCUAGUGAAUCAUCUGCCAAAUUUUUUAAUAUAUCCGCUUCGUCUUUGACAUCUAAAUAUGUCGGUGAAGGCGAAAAACUUGUGCGGGCUCUAUUUGGUGUUGCUCGAGAAUUACAGCCGUCUAUCAUUUUUGUCGAUGAAAUCGAUUCACUGCUUUGUGAACGUAGGGAAGGAGAACAUGAAGCGAGCCGAAGACUUAAAACAGAAUUCCUUUGUCAAUUUGAUGGACUUCAUGCCUCGCACGAAGAAAAAAUCUUGGUUAUGGGAGCAACUAAUCGACCACAGGAGUUAGACGAAGCCGUCCUUAGACGUUUCCCCAAAAGACUCUAUGUCCGUUUACCGGAUGCCUCUGCAAGAGUUCUGCUGUUAACGCAACUUCUUUCAAAGCAUAACAGUCCACUAGGUGAAAAACAACUCAUUAAACUCGCCGAGCUAACUCAAAGCUACUCUAGUUCUGAUUUAACAGCCUUGGCCAAAGACGCGGCCCUUGGACCGAUUCGAGAACUUGGAGCAGAAAAGAUUAAGUUGAUGAAGACGCAACAAAUUCGCUCGAUUACAAUGCAGGAUUUUUUGGAUUCUCUUAAACGAGUUCGCCAUAGUGUAUCAGGAUCUUCCCUAACUGUGUAUGAAAAAUGGAACCGUGAAUACGGUGAUGUGAGCAUCUAAUUUUUGCUCGAUAAUCUCUCCCGAAAUCUGGAACUUACAAAACGUCACUUUGUUCUUUCAUACUGUAACAU
This is a messenger RNA of Daphnia pulicaria, 1863 nucleotides long. RefSeq names its product spastin-like (gene spas). The transcript has 12 exons. Gene Ontology annotation, cellular component: microtubule cytoskeleton. The record is from RefSeq and is a predicted model, not a curated record. Bases 152 to 1792 code for a protein of 546 amino acids. Gene Ontology annotation, molecular function: ATP binding; ATP hydrolysis activity. NCBI's taxonomy places the organism in Eukaryota, Metazoa, Arthropoda, Branchiopoda, Diplostraca, Daphniidae.